AUGCGAGUUUCAGCGAGGUGGCUCGCUCGACUGGUUGGUGGAGAGAUGACUGCGAGGCGAUAUACGCAGGGGGUUCGCUGUUCGACAGGAGAUGCUGUAGAUGGGCGCGUCCGAGGGCGGGACAAGAAGGGCAAGGCCAAGCAGAUGUCAGCCGAGGAUGCUGUUGGAUUGCAAGGGCAGAUGAGGCGGCCAGUGUCGUCGAUGUCGGGAUUGGCGUGGCGACCAACGGGUGUUGUGCGAACCGCAUCGAUGUGGAGUAAGCGCCGAUGCUUGGUAGAUGCGCGCUGGACAGGAUGGCUGCUAAGUCAUGGAGUGCAUACGUUUACGGGUGCGAUGAACGCAGCUCGCACAAGUUCAGCCCGUUCGUCGAGCGUUAGCAGCACCGGACCGUCUACGUCGCCAACCGCACCUGUUGCACCGGCGUCAUCAUCGCCGUACUCGCCCGCAACGCCCGCAUCGCUUGCUGGACUCGGAACAACCCAACUGUCUCCGGACAUCAUGCUGCGCUGCACCAUCUUUGACUCGACCGGAUCGGCUACUUCGACGUCUGGAGUGUUUAAGAAAUCGCGUCUCUGUUCGGAUCACGGUCUGGAACCGCGUGAUCUGCGAAAGAUCGACUCACGCGUGCCGAACCUGGUGCCCACCAUCCUGGUGCGAAGAGGAGGCAUCCUCGUCAAUAUCCUGCACAUUCGAGCUAUGAUCAAAAAGGACAAGGUCCUGCUAUUCGACAGUUACGGCAGCACAGACAGUCAGCUACACUCUGCAUUUGUGUACAAUCUGCAGCACAAUCUGCGUCCGCCACACCAGAAUGCGCAUCAGCACACCAGCACAUCGUCGAGUCCAGGAGCACUAGCGUACGAGUUCAGGGCAUUGGAGAGCAUCCUCGUGUCUGUGCUCGAUGCGUUGCGCAUCGAGUUGGGCGUCGUAAGGGGAUGGACGAGCGAGGUCUUGGAGCAGUUGGAUGACGAUGUGGAUCGCGAUAAGUUACGAACGCUGUUGCAGGUAUCGCGAAAGUUGAACGCGUUUCUGAGUCGGAGUAAGGCGGUCAAGAAUGCGGUAGUGGAGGUAUUGGAGAACGACGAGGAUAUGCAGUUGAUGCACCUAUCUAGUAUACCGCCGUCUGCGAGCACGGAUAAGGGGUGCGCAUCUUCGAACGAUGCGCAUACGAGCAGUGCCAAUACGUCGAGCUCUUGCGAUGCGACUGCGUCAAACGACGGCUCGCAAGCGAUGGACGAGCUGGAACUGCUACUGGAAUCGUUCGACAAGCAAGUGGAAGAAGUGGUCGCGGAAACGACACAACUGCACUCGGACAUGACCAACACGCAGGAAGUGGUCGAGUUGAUCCUCGACAACAACCGAAACAAGCUUCUGGCACUGGAUCUCAAGACGAGCAUUGCAACCAUGGGCAUUUCUGCGGGCACGCUGUGGGCCGGACUGUUCGGUAUGAACCUCAAGAGUCAUAUGGAAGAGCUAGACUGGGCGUUUGCCGGAGUGAGCGCGGUAGCGUUUGGAGCGGUGGUGCUGACUGCCGGCGUUGGAUUGCGCAGACUCGAAAGGUUGCGCAAGGUGGGCUUGGCCAUGAGGGGUAAGUUGGACGACAGGAAUAAGAGCAAGUGGAUGGACAAGUGGAGGCGCCGGUCCGUGUCGGGGGCGCCGGGGGCGCCGGUGCAUGGCGUGUAUUCGCAGCCUGCGUUGUACCAUGGAUUAGGUGUGUCGACGGGCUAUGCACAUAGCUAUCCCGCUUGGACCGCAGCGUCGUUGCCACCUGAACAGCAAGCUUCCUGGUAUGCCCACGCGCAUCCACCACCGCACUCGCGCCUGGCCGAUACGAGUACUUCUCAGCGUGAUGCAUCUGCGACCGCGCCUCCUAUCAGCGCUGCGAACCCCGCAGCCACCGCACCCACCACGCCCACCGCACUAGGCAUCGGCAUCGGCCUCGGCUCCAAAUGGAACCCAACGCGCUCCGCAAAACGCCGCGCGCACAAACCAUAG
Mycosarcoma maydis (corn smut) is the source of this 1992-nucleotide messenger RNA. RefSeq lists its product as uncharacterized. Gene Ontology annotation, molecular function: magnesium ion transmembrane transporter activity. The transcript has a single exon. Bases 1 to 1992 code for a protein of 663 amino acids. The record is from RefSeq and is a predicted model, not a curated record. Gene Ontology annotation, biological process: mitochondrial magnesium ion transmembrane transport. NCBI's taxonomy places the organism in Eukaryota, Fungi, Basidiomycota, Ustilaginomycetes, Ustilaginales. Gene Ontology annotation, cellular component: mitochondrial inner membrane.